AUUCGAUGAAAGCUAGAAGGUUUCAAUAGACGUUAUAGAAAAAGAUUGAGAUACCUUAUGAAUGUUUUUCGCACUGUAAACAAGAGGAUAAGAAACAAAUCUUCCGACAUUUGAAUUUCUUCCUGAAAUGUCUCUUAUCUGAUAUAAUGAAUGCACAUUUAAGGAAGUACAAUUUCAUUUUAACCAAGCAAUAAAUAGUUCUAUACAAUACUAAUUCUCGUCCAAAACAUUCCAAAGAAAUCUUUAUACAUUGUACAUUGACGGGUUUGGAAAGAUGGCCGAAAUACAGUUGGAGACCCAAUGCAAACCAUUCACAAGAUUUUUCUACAUUAACUCUACGUUGGCACCCACAUGUAUCCUGUUUGUAUGCAUCGUCAUCUUGAUAAUAUUCUCCACAUCAAAAGCAAUCCCAUCGCCACGACCAGUCGUUUGGGGAACGGAGGCAGCAAUUACUUUCAUCAGCAUGAUUUUCACUUUUGUUAUUUGGUUUCUUGUGAAUCGCAACAAACACAGAUUUUUAGUACUGAAACAUAGAGACAAUUUAUCCCUGAACGUAAUGCUUGUUUUUCUUUGGAUAUUCGGGCUUGCUAAUAUUUUGAAUUCUGGCAUAAAUAUGGCCAUCAAUAUUGACUGCUUACUCACGGGAGGACCACAACCAUUUCCGUUCGAACAGAUUAUCAGUAUUAUAUGCCAUACUGCUGAGAUAUUGUUUUGCAUCGGACAGUUGGGUUUUCUAAGUAUAUAUGGAAAAUAUAGGUUCAAAUUGUCAUCUCUGAUCAAUCUUGGUACGUCCUUCAUGGUCAUAGCACACACUAUUCGAUGGUGUAGAUCAUUCUGCUAUUCAAUUUUUAUGGAACACAAACUACCAUCCCUGAAUACGACAGAUGACUGCUUUGAUAAUUCCAGCUUAAAUGAUAUCCAAGGAGCGAUUUAUAAAUACGCAGGACCAAUCAAAACGGAAUUUAGCCUGUUAUCUGUUGUAGUCGUCGUUAGAAUGUUUGCUAUAUUCGACAAAGAUUCAUGUAAUGAAACAGAGGCAUCGUCAACAAGGCAAACAAGCUCGUGCCAUUCUGCAGAACAUGAAUAUUCCUCCAGCACCUCAUGGAAGAAAUGUGAUAUGGAAAGACGUCCAAUUUCUUUUUCCCUAUCGAUUGUGAUUGGUAUAAUCUUAUCUCUUCCAUAUACGAUAGCAAAUGUCUUACCCAGUUUAGAUACUAGUACCUAUCGGGUAAUUAGUCUGACAUAUAACUCUGAAAUGUUACUUCUUCUUUGUAUUGCAUAUAGACAAUUUAAGGUUCAGUUUCAAGAUAACUGUAAUAGACAGACUGAAACGAUAACAUAUCAUCCAGUCCUUAUCUUCGUCACAGCAGGGGCCAUCACCUACACCACAUUUGGUUGUAUAGCCGGAAUAAUGUUAUCCUCCCAACCUAUUGGUCGUACUCUUCUCGUUGAUAAGAUUAUUGAGUCAAUAGUUAUACUUUUCCAAACCAUUCUUAUACUCCACGUCCAAACAUUCUGUUUGAAAAAGGCGUACGUUCGAAUGACCUCAUCAAAAGUCCAUCACACUUUCCUCUGCAUUUUUGUCAUGAAUACUAUCCACUGGACAUUGAGCACGUUUGCUUUUGGACAAUUAUCAGAUGCCAGGACAAUUCAGAAAGAAUUUUAUGGAGAGAAUUACUGGAGAGUAAUAGUUAAUAUGAUGUUUCCCAUCAUGAUGUUUUACCGACUUAUCACUGCAAUAGAAAUGUACGAACUUUACAAAAAGACCUCCAUAUACUUUCGACGUUUGAUUUAGAAAGAUUAUAACUUGGUGUAUCGAUCCAAUGUAUGAGAUUAAGAUUGUAAUCAAUAUAUAUAUAUAUAUAUAUAUAUAUAUAUAUAUAUAUAUAUAUAUAUAUAUAUAGUUUGUAAAUAAAGAAUUCGGUAUUUGAUACAGUAAAUACAUCCAAUAAUAAAAGUCAAGAAACACAAAACUCGAAUAACAUUUCACUGUUAGCGC
Molecule: messenger RNA, 1999 nt
Organism: Ostrea edulis (European flat oyster)
Lineage: Eukaryota; Metazoa; Mollusca; Bivalvia; Ostreida; Ostreidae
Exons: 2
Coding region: 275-1795 (506 amino acids)
Biological process (GO): proton transmembrane transport
Cellular component (GO): membrane
Molecular function (GO): proton channel activity
Source: RefSeq, a predicted model, not a curated record